Ailuropoda melanoleuca (giant panda) is the source of this 9651-nucleotide messenger RNA. It is a transcript of the gene NECTIN3, whose product is annotated as nectin cell adhesion molecule 3. The transcript is spliced from 9 exons. The record is from RefSeq and is a predicted model, not a curated record. Gene Ontology annotation, cellular component: adherens junction; apical junction complex. Bases 33 to 1568 code for a protein of 511 amino acids. NCBI's taxonomy places the organism in Eukaryota, Metazoa, Chordata, Mammalia, Carnivora, Ursidae. Gene Ontology annotation, biological process: homophilic cell-cell adhesion; heterophilic cell-cell adhesion; symbiont entry into host cell.
CCGAGCGAGCCGGGCCGGGGGGAGGGUGGGGGAUGGCGCGGACCCCGGGGCCGGCCCCGCUGUGUCCCGGAGGCGGCAAAGCACAACUUUCCUCCGCUUCUCCCCCCGGGGCCGGACUCCUGCUGCCGCCCCCGACGCCACCACCGCUACUGCUGCUGCUCUUCCCGCUGCUACUCUUCUCCCGGCUCUGUGGUGCCUUAGCUGGGCCAAUUAUUGUGGAGCCACAUGUCACAGCAGUAUGGGGAAAGAAUGUUUCAUUGAAGUGUUUAAUUGAAGUAAAUGAAACUAUAACACAAAUUUCAUGGGAGAAGAUCCAUGGCAAAAGUUCACAGACUGUUGCAGUUCAUCAUCCGCAGUAUGGAUUCUCUGUUCAAGGAGAAUAUCAGGGAAGAGUCUUAUUUAAAAACUAUUCACUUAAUGAUGCAACAAUUACUCUACAUAACAUAGGAUUCUCUGAUUCUGGAAAAUACAUAUGCAAAGCUGUUACAUUCCCGCUUGGAAAUGCUCAAUCCUCUACAACUGUAACUGUAUUAGUUGAACCCACUGUGAGCCUAAUAAAAGGGCCAGAUUCUUUAAUUGAUGGAGGAAAUGAAACGGUAGCAGCCAUCUGUAUCGCAGCCACUGGAAAACCAGUUGCACAUAUUGACUGGGAAGGUGAUCUUGGUGAAAUGGAAUCCACUACAACUUCUUUUCCAAAUGAAACGGCAACAAUUGUCAGCCAGUACAAGCUGUUUCCAACCAGAUUUGCUAGAGGAAGGCGGAUUACCUGUGUUGUAAAACAUCCAGCCUUGGAAAAGGACAUCCGAUAUUCUUUCAUAUUAGAUAUACAGUAUGCUCCAGAAGUUUCAGUAACAGGCUAUGAUGGGAAUUGGUUUGUAGGAAGAAAAGGUGUUAAUCUCAAGUGUAAUGCUGAUGCAAAUCCACCACCCUUCAAAUCAGUGUGGAGCAGGUUGGAUGGACAGUGGCCUGAUGGUUUAUUGGCUUCAGACAAUACUCUUCAUUUUGUCCAUCCAUUGACUUUCAAUUAUUCUGGUGUUUAUGUCUGUAAAGUAACCAAUUCCCUUGGUCAAAGAAGUGAUCAAAAGGUCAUCUACAUUUCAGAUGUCCCAUUUAAGCAGACCUCUUCUAUAGCCGUAGCUGGAGCUGUAAUUGGAGCUGUCCUUGCUCUUUUCAUCAUUGCUGUCUUUGUGACUGUCCUGCUGACUCCUCGAAAAAAGAGACCAUCCUAUCUUGACAAAGUGAUCGACCUUCCGCCCACACAUAAACCACCUCCCAUGUAUGAAGAACGAUCCCCCCACUUGCCUCAAAAAGAUCUUCUAUAUCAGACCGAACACUUGCCUUUGCAGACUCAGUUCCAAGACAGAGAGGUCGGCAGUCUCCAGCACUCUAAUGGACUAAAUAGCAGGAGAUUGGACUAUGAAGAUGAGAAUCCCGUGGGGGAAGACGGGAUUCAGCAGAUGUACCCCCUUUAUAAUCAGAUAUGCUACCAAGACCGGAGUCCUGGCAAACAUCAUCAAAGCACCGACCCUGACAGAGUCUACAUCAACCCGCGGGAACAUUACGUGUGAUUCCCUCUCUUUCUGGUGGAUGUCCUGACAAAUGUUUAAUCAUAGCUUGGGGAGAGAAAUUGAAGUCGCUGGUUAUGAUUUUAUUCUCUUUCCUAUAAAACCACCCCAGUUUACCUGUAUCAGAAGUUAUGAUGAAUGGCUUGGAGCCAAUAGUGAAUUUCUUUCCUUCCUUAAGAGUUCCUUAGCCACCAGCUGUGUUUGUGAGCUUAACAAUAGCUUUGCGUGUUCCUGUGACGAUAGUGUUUAACUACUAACAUUGGGCCUGGACGGCGUGUUCAUUCAAAUGUAGAGCAUCCGCGUGCAAUGGCAGCCAUGAUUCUCCAGAAAGAAAGGUCCCAGCUGGGAGUGUUAGCCUUACUGGGUCUUAGGCAGGCCAGCCUAUUCAUCUGUAACUCAAAUGAGCAGAAAGAGGAGUUCGAAAUCCAUCUCACUCAUCAUUUCAUCGGGAUUUGGCUUUCUCGGAUGUGCUUACUGCAAUUACAGUACCUGUGCAAACAGGAAGGCCUGGGGAAAGAGGCAGAAUGUACUCUUUAUCCAAAACAACAACAACAACAACAAAGCAGUGGAAACCCUCAAGCCUGUGAUAACUGUAGUCUGUGUUCUUUCUUGAUCACUCAGGUCCCGAGGGAUACGUGUUUUGUGCUGUUCUCGGCCUGGUCUGGAUUAGUUGCGUGCUCGCCCAGGUUCUGCUCUCGCCUGUCGUUCCCACAGUUCUGUUCUUUCCUAGCCAGAUUAGCCUAUUUCCCACCUAUUAAAUUCUAAAAGCCUUGUCUAAGUGGACAGCCUUGAGCCCUGUCCCUCGUUUCUGUAGUAUUGUGUGUGACAAGCUCAGCUUGCACUGCUGAAAUUCCUUUCAAACUAAUCCUAUCCACACAGGCUUCGGCCACCCCUGCUCUUGUACUUCUCAUCUGUAUUUUAUCUACCUCAGAAAAGCCUGCUGGAGAAUCACCAUGAAAUAACGUGUGCUCUUAAAAGCCAGGCAGAAAAUGUGAAAAUUGUUUUUGAAAAGUGCCACUUCAGAAUGGCAGAAUGGCAGAUAUGUCAGACCCCCAUGUUGUCCUUUAUCCCCCCACCCUCUUUUACCUGGUCAAGAACAAGAGUGAAGGGAUGCUAAAAAGGCAAAGAAUAGAGUGCCUGACUUACCAGUGCAACACUUCGGUGCCUGCAAAUAUCCGUCUUGAGUUUUCUCACUCCCCUUUGCCAGCAUAGCCUCACUGAGAUUGAAAGUAGGACUUACAGCAGGUGAGCAGAAGAGGGGGCCCAGGUACCACGCAAAUGUCGAUCACUGUCCUCACAUCUUAAGAAAAGCAUUGUAUUUCUGUGUGUUCUGGAAGAUGAGAGGUAUGUCACAGAUAUUAAAAACACUACAGACUCGUCAUAUAUUAAGAAAAAAUGACAGAAGUACUGAUAAUAGAGUACAUGUUUCCAACCUAAGUUUCAGGGGGACAGAGCGUAUUAACCUAGAUUUCUAAUGAGAUACCAAAGAUACCUGGUGAUUGGUGUGUUGGUUCUGGUUCCUGCUUGUCUGUCUGUUAACGUUUUUUCGUUGCCACGCUCUGAGACAAGUUAUCCAGGUGUUCUGCAGUAGUCACACGGUCUGCCCCUAUUGCCUGGGUCACUAGCAGUUCUGGGAGAAAAGAUGCUUAAACUCUAACUCAGCACUUGAGCAAGUUCAGAGGCUUUGUGGUUGUAUGGAAUUAAAGGGUACAUCCCGAGGACCCUGCUUGCUGUGUCACUGUGCUACCUCAGUUUGAGUUUACUGCCCUUUGUAGCAAGAUGGCACGGAAAGAGCAUAUUUGACUUUAUUACCUGGAAUCCCAUCAGUGAAUUACUGUAGCUGAAGGUGGAGGAAUUCUUGCAGUUGUUUCCCAACAGAAAGAUGGCUCUGGUCAGAGUUCUCCUUGACAGUGAAGUGUUUUUUUUUUUAAUAAAUGCUAGAUGUUGCAAAGGAAGAGAUAUGGUGGUAUAUCACCUCCUUUAGAAAGCUUUAAAAAUGUCUUACAGGGUAAGGAUGGCUUCUGGGGUCCUGCUGGGAAGCUGGUUGCUGAAUUAGCAUCACAAAAACUUAUGUUGGACCUUGGGGGGAGUAAAGAUGUCUUUAUUUGCACUAGAUUUGGAAGGGCUGGGUUUUAGGAGCCUUUUGGCCUAUCUUCAGAGCCCUCCCUACCAAGAAGAACCCACUAUAGAAUUUUUUUUUUAAAGAUUUUAUUUUUUUAUUUAUGUGACAGAGAGACAGCCCGCGAGAGAGGGAACACAGCAGGGAGAGUGGGAGAGGAAGAAGCAGGCUCCCAGCGGAGGAGCAUGAUGUGGGACUCGAUCCGGAACGCCGGGAUCACGCCCUGAGCCGAAGGCAGACGCUUAACGACUGCGCUAUCCAGGCGCCCCCACUAUAGAAUUUUUAACAUUUUGUUGUGGUUCUGGAAAAGAAAUUUCGGGCUGUAGACACCUCUCUUAUAGCCGGCUAGUUCACUAUCCUCUUUGCUUCUCUGUCAGCUACAAUACUUAGUUCCUGAACAGACUGGUAGAUUUUACAGCUGUUGGCCCUUUACGUGGUCAGAUAAGCGCUGUAAUUGUUUAUCCUGGUGUCUCUCAUCUGUUCUCUCUGAAUACUGAACGGAACAGAGGAGCUUUGGAAGGGUUUGAUCAGCCAGCCCCCUCAACCAAAAAACGCCAUCCGAAAUUAGCCUGUCGAUCUCUAAAUUUGGAGCUUAGACGACUUGAUGAUGGCGGUUUAAAUUUGGAAGUUAGACUCUUAAAGGUCAGUGAGUGAUACAAUCUACAGCUGAUACUAGAUACUCUUGCCAUAACUGGUUUACUAGAACACACGGAAACAGAAAUAAAUCCCCAGGGUGCUUAUCCGCUUACGAUGGCAGCUCAGCGUUUCCAGGGGGAGUGUGCGUGCUCCCUCUUGGACGUGCAGCCGGGGCGGCCUGUUGUGCAGGAGCCCAGGCUCCAGGAGCGGGCACCGGUGCCGUAGUAGCGGGUCGGUACCUUUGCACACCACACCGGUCCAGCCUCUGCACCGCCCAGGAAUGGUCUGGCCUAAUGGGAUAUGAAUUGAGAUUAAUUCUUAAAUGGCAGCGAUUUGUCGCCUCUUCUGUGAGGGUUCUCCUAUCCUUGGCCUUCGUAUAUUUUCUAAGUUUGAAGAAGUGUGUGCUUUUUUGAACUUGUAAUAUAAAAUUCUUACCUGCGGUAGACCUCCCUGUUACACACACGUGGUAGAUACUAAAGAAAUAAAUGCCCUAUAAACUACAUGAACGGUUCCCUCAUAAAUCUCUUAUGGCCUCAUUUACUCACAAGGCUAGCACAAAUUCUUUGUCUGUCUUUUGAGGAUGAUUUCCUAAAUUCUCUUUCAUAGUAGUCUGAAAUUCACUUUUGCUUUUCGUUGUACACUCUUUCCCUGCACUGGGCUGGCCUCCUGGUAAUAUUCUUUACAUACAAUAGAGCCUUCUUCCAGCCUCUUAUUCCCUGGGGUGUCAAGGACAGGCCACACGCCAAGAACCAGAAGAAUACAUUCUACUUCCAGCUUCCCCCUUUCUGGCCGUGGAAACCUGGACAAGUCACCUAACCUCGCUAGGGCAUCCGUUGCCUAUUAUCCGUAAAGCAGAGAUUACCUUCCCUGUCAGCCUCUCAGAAGUGUGAGAGUUAACAAGAUAAUAACAGAUGGGAAAUUAGAAGUUCUCUUCACACUGAAAAGGCCUGUGACUGUUGUUAUUAAAUGUUGAACCUAAACUUCUAGCAUCUCACCAGCACUGGGGAGAAUCAAGUGGUCCCAUGAAAACUUCAAUUUGACCCAAUUUGAGUAGAGCCAAGUGCAAGGAGGACUUGCACCUUCUUUUACUAUGACAUUUGUUUUGUCUUGUGGCAAGCUUGCUAUCUGGAGCUUCGCCUUUCAGGCUUUGUCUAAAAUUGCAGGUGCGAACCAGGAGCCAUAACUGUGGUGGCUCUGGGUUUGUAGGUUACUACUAAUAACAGCUACACCACUGAGUUUGUGGUAUGAACAGGAUUCCCGGACAAGUCCCUUACAUGAACCCCCGCCCAGACGAGGACCAAACUCCUGGGUUGUCCCGUUCCCAGGAGCCCCUGUGGGGAUGGAAAGGCUCACAGUCCUGUGCCGUACCCCCACAGGCAUGCUAAUCACCAGCCAGCUCUUACUUCUUUCAAAUCGGCUUCUGGGGAGUGCAGUUAGGGAAUACAUUUUCUUGAUCGUUUUUUAAAGGAGAUCUAAGAAAAUACAUAGGAAAAAACCCCUAAGAAAUGUUUAUUAAAAUGAAAGGAAGCACGUAUGCUCAUUUUUACUUAGUUUUUACUUAAUUUUACUUAGUUUUUGAACUUCUCAAAAUGCUCAGAAAGACUCUAUUAGAUUAACUGUAGCUGCAAAAACAAUCAAAUAAUUAAAGUUACCCCAUCCCAGUUGGGAUAUUCAAAAUAAUUUGGGCACAAACUUCUCUCUAACCUUCAGCUUAGUUCUUUGAUACACUGAUUGCUCUGUUUGGUGUGUCCCACCUUUAUUGAACUCCCAGGGAGAGGUGGAUAGAUGGCAAACUAGCCAGCUUUGGUGGAAAACCAGAAGAAUGGGAAGAGUAUGAAGUAGAAAGGUCAGAGCCCCCUCCCUCCCCCUCCCACCCGUGACUCAGCCUUGUGCUUAACUGACAAGGUUCUUCAUCCUUGGGCUGUGUGCAGAUCUUCUAGGAGGACCAGGGACUUCCAGUUCUUCUGAUAAACCAGAAACUGCUAUCUGCAAGCCUCUUCAACUAUAGACUCUGCCUGAAUUAGUUUUAUUAUACCUAUAAAGGAAUUUCUGUUUCUUCCAUUAAAGAAAAUUGUUGUGAACUGGACUUGGCCAGUUUGGUCACUUGCAAGGAUUAGGUUGUUCUGGAAGCCUUCAGGACGUAGAGGUGGGGGAGGCUGUAGCUCAUCUCCCACCCCCACCCCCAACCUCACCAGGUGGUUCUUUACACUGAAAUCAGCUUUUAGACCAAUUUCUGCAUCAUUCAUAAGCAAGCAGUCGUCCUGUCAGAGUCAGCCUGUCCUGUAAGCUUGAAAAUGUCCCAAUUCUCUUCUUUUGGGGAACUCAACAAUAUCUUAUGCAAAAGGUUUAUUAGAAGCAGAUCCAAUAAUGUUCCAGUAUAUUUAGUGUCAGGUGACCCAAUUCCGUUUCACUGCUAGACACAGGUUAGUAAUCUAGGGAUCCGGGGCUGGUGGGCUUGCUAAGAGUCUCAUACCCUCUUGAGGGAAGGGCUGGAGUGCCCUGCAGUGUUUGGCCAGGCGUAUACCUUUACCAUUACUAAUUUGGCCCUUGAAAAGAAUCAUUUAUUAACAAAGUCUCUGGUGCUAAACUGCAGGUAAAGCUCUUCUGGUAGAAGCCUCUAAAGUGACUAGAGUUUUUCAAAUGCUAACAACCUUUGGAGGAUGUUAUUCCCCCACUAGGAUUCUUCAGACUCCCAGAGUGUUUAUUAAGACUAAUUAAAAAUUGCCAAAAUAAUUUAAAUUACAUAGAAUGUAACAGAAUUUGUUAAGGAUUCCUCAGGAUAUCACACCUGCUGACAUUUCUCCUUAGUGACAACCUUUUCUUUCUUGGCGGAAAGGGGGCAGGGGAGGUACGUGAGACAGACAGACGAGGGGAGAAGGGUCCACUUAAAAUUCUCAGUUGAAAAAAAAAUUUCCAUUCACACGCACAAAAGAACCCUCACAUCUGCAAACAUUUCACUCUUUCAGGCUCAUUUUAUCGUAUUUGCUUUAACGUUAUCUCUGCAGAAAAGGUUAGAGGUGAGAACAGAAAGGUCAUAUUUACCUAGAUGGUCAAAAUACAGAAAACAUUAGGUUUAUUUCUACUGCAUUUUCAUUACUAGGUGAGUUAUUCUCAAGUUUCAGUUUGAUUAUGGCGCCGAGUAAACUAGAAUGAAAGAGAAUGUCGGAACUUCCGAUGACCCCGCAUGCUGUACAGUAUCAACUGAGAGUGUGUGUGGGAGCUCUUUCUACAUCUCAGGGAGAAGGGAAACCGCCGUGGAUAAAUACGAGGAUUCUCCACGUCAUCGCUUGGCAAUAACUCCCUUCCAUUGGUCCAUUCCGAAGAAUUUUCUAAGCAGUGUUUGGGGUCUAAGGCCAUGAUACGUAUCAAGUUACAUACCUCCCUGCACCAAAAAGAACUGGCUAUAUUCUGUAUUCUUUACCAAACAGUUGCCCUCUUGAGGUUUUUCCCAGCAGGAUCCUUAGUAUCAUAGCCUAAAGUGGUGGUAUUUAUCAUCAUGACAUGGGAUUGAACUGUGACAGUCAAUUAAAGGACACCUCGAGGGAAAACCUCCCUGGGAAUCCAGAACAUCAGAUUUGCUACACUGGCUUAGAACUGUGACCCAUCCUGCUACAAAUAGGUCUGACAGCCAGGAAGAGAUGUUUCAUGUGUCUCCUCCAGAGGUUAGGAAUAUACCUCCAACAUGCUUAAUGUCCCAUAAUAGCUCACAAUAGAUCUGUGAAGCCCAGGGUCGCACAGGAUUUUCAAAGUGACACGGUGUCACUGUUUUGGGUUUUAAUAAUGUUUCCCAUAAGGACCAGUAUUUUUCCUUAACCCACCCUAGCCCAUUGAUCAGGCUAAAUUAAAUUCCUUGCUCAAGUCAUGUUCAUAGCUCAGUGUCCAUCAUAUUUUAACUACAGACAGCAGUAUUUUGUCCUAAAUGCGUUGGUUUGCACUUCCCUGCACUGUGGCUCGUUUAUGCCUCUGCUCCUUCACGUGGUCUUAUGAGAACUUACUGUGUAUUUCAAUACCCAGAAGAGCAUUUGCCAUCUUAGGUUUCAUUGUGUACUUGAAAUUCCAAGUCCUUUGUAAAAAAAAAAAAAAAAAAAAAAAAUGUUAAGUAGCUGGUAUGGCUACUGGAUCCUGGAUUAUUGCACUUGUCCAUCCAGAAAAGUUCCUGUUUAUCCUCUACCUUCUGUUUCUAUUUCUAAGCCAAUGCUUUAAGACAUAACAUCUGCUCCAGCCUAGUCCCUCUCUAUGUGGUCUUAACUUCUGUGCUCCUCGGUCUUACCCUGGAAGUUUGUACUCUGUACCUCACGGGGCUUUGUGGAGGGAAAAAUAAGAUACUUAAGGGCUGUCUUCAAGAGAGGUCCUACUUUUAAAGUGAUUCUAUAAAAGCCCCUUGGCUUAGAAAUGAGAAACUCUAUAGCUAUAAUUCUUUCCCUAUUCUUGUUUUGCUAUUUUUAUUUCUGAAAAGUGAUCUCUGUCUGAAUAGGCUUACUCUGGUUUUAACUUUCUUCCCAUUAACCCUUUUCACACUGAAAGGGUCCUCUCUACCUUAUCCACGCUCUGAACUUUUAACUUACAGAGUGAAAACUAAUUGUCCCGCAGCAAAUCCCACAUACGUGUACUUCCAUCAUUAAAUGAAUGUACUAACUCCAUAAACAAGCAUUUGACUCUGCACCUAAGUCAGAAGCUAGUGAGACUUCACUCUAGCCCUGAGAAGACCUGACCAUAUGCCUUGGUUUCCCUGCAUAAACUGGGGUUAAUUCCGCUGUUUCACAGCACCUGGGGGGUCGUGAGUCUUGACUAAUAAAUGGUGGAAAGCAUCUUGCGAAUGUCCCGUACUAUAUAAACGUGUGGCAAAUAAUCUGGAGAGUCUUCAAGUAGAAAUGUAUUCUUGUGCAGCUCAGUUCAGAAUACUAAUCUACCCAUUGUUUCAAAUAAAAUAUUCUACUAACCUAUUUCCCCCUUUUUUUCUUCUAGAAAUAUUUUUAGUAAAAAUUAGUUUCUAGGAAUUUGAAAUGUGUAUAGGAAGAAACCAAUAGUAUAUAUUCUUGCUUGUCAGAAAAUGCUCAAGUUGUAUUUUAAGUGUUAAAACUAAAAGGUUUGCAUAACAAUGUAGUGGGGUAAGGAGGAGGGUUUUAGCUCAAAUGUGGAAAAAUAUAGAAAUACAAAAAUUAGCUUUGAUUUUGAGAUUGUAUUAUAAAUAGUAGAGUUAAUGUGGUUGUAAUAGAUACUCUUUAUUUUUAAGUUACCAGAAAUUAUCUUUUAUUUUUGAACUGUAUGGUUCUUGACAUGUUUUGAAUAAACUUUUUAUCAAUUAAAGUUUUUCAUUUACCUUAUUAUCAA